Messenger RNA from Scylla paramamosain (green mud crab), 1193 nucleotides. It is a transcript of the gene Pex14, whose product is annotated as peroxisomal membrane protein PEX14-like. The record is from RefSeq and is a predicted model, not a curated record. The coding region runs from base 40 to 951 and encodes 303 amino acids. Gene Ontology annotation, molecular function: signaling receptor binding. Gene Ontology annotation, biological process: protein import into peroxisome matrix, docking. Lineage: Eukaryota; Metazoa; Arthropoda; Malacostraca; Decapoda; Portunidae. Gene Ontology annotation, cellular component: peroxisomal membrane; peroxisomal importomer complex. The transcript is spliced from 10 exons.
GUCUUCUAUUGGCCUCAGGCUGUGGAAUACGAAGACAUCAUGAAUGGUAACCCCUCAGAGGAUCCCCAGGGACUCCGACAUAACCUGAUUGAGGAAGCAGCUAAGUUUUUGAUUAAUCCCAAAGUUGCCAGUCAUGCAGAAGACAAAAAAUCAGCAUUUCUAAAGAAGAAGGGGCUAAAUGAUGAAGAAAUAUUGGCAGCAUUUUCAAAGGCAAGGGCUUAUGCCACCGUAGGAAAGGGGGAGAAUGUAGCUGCUCCACCAGAACUGUAUGCAGGUGCUGUGAUACCUGCAUACAGCCCUCCCUCUGUGUGGGCAAAAAUCAGGGAGGUUUGUAAUAUUAUUUUGAUCCUGGCAGGAGCUUCAUAUGGGCUUCAUUAUGUAUAUCAGAGAUAUAUUGGCCCAUGGCUGACAGGAAGGCGGCAGAAGACAGUGGAGGAGAGCAUGGUGGAACUACAACAAUCAGUAGUGUCAGUACUGAAAGAGGUGCAGAAUACCUUAGCUUCCCUUGAACAGACUCUUAGUGCACAGACUGUACAUAUUCAGGCCCUUAAUAACAGAGAAGGGAGUCAAGCAAGUACAAAACAGAUAGAUCAAUUAAGGAAUGAAGUUUCUUCUCUGAAAGGACUUCUCAUCAAUAAACGGACAUUUCCAUCAACCCCAACCUUGGCACCGUCCAUUCCCUCCUGGCAGCGGAGCAAGGCAGCAGAGAAGCCUGUGGAGGCAGCUUCUGAGUCUGCUGUCUCUUUGUCCAACCAGGCUCAAAUCAUUGGGGAAGGAGAUUCCUUGUGGUCGGCCUCCCACACCCAAGAGUCCAGUGGUAGUGAAGCAAAAGGUGUUGGAGAGAUUAUACAAGCUGCAGAAGUAAGGAAUGGGGAGGGGAAUGAAGAUAUCCUGCAGCAGAAAGAAUGUGAAGUUUCAUCAGAAUUACCUCUGGAGUCUACCAGGCCAUAGGAACAUUAAGUUAUAGGGAUGAGGGUGACUGGAUGAGGUUGCCAUUAACAUGACAUCAGGACCACCAGUGCUGCUACCACCCAGAGCAGUGUGAUGCUUGAAGCUGGCGAUUCACUCCCAAUCAUUCCUCACUGUACAACUGCCACAACAGCAAUGGAUGAAACCUGGUUCCCUCUAAUUAGGAAACAUGAACCCAAUUUUGUCACUUGUGUAUACUGUAAUAAAGAUGUAAAUUAAAAGAA